GGGAACGGAUCGCGGGAGUAUCCCGAAGAACGCGACGCGUGGAAGGUGGCUCCGUCUGUGCCAUAACUGCAGGCAGUUGCAUGGGAGGAAGUGGCUUGGAGCUUUUUUCACUUCUACCAUUGAGGAUUUAAUUUCAUCAUCUCUGAUUCUGUCCUUUAAAAAAGGAAGAAAGAAAGAAAAGCAGCAACAGCGAGUCAGACUCACACACAACAUGUUGUUGCGCAGAAGGACUUCCACUCCCUGGCUGUGCUGUUAAUGUUAGCAAUCAGGAAAAGCCUUUGGGGGCUGCAGAUUCUCUCUAGUCUGAUGCUGCUGCUACCACCACCACUGCUGCUCAGGAUUUUGGUGCAGGAAAUCCAAACUGCUGCCUUCUCUGUCCGCUGAGCUCUUCACAUCUGCAUGUCUCUGCUGCUCAUAUACGCACCAUCUCACGCCCUCUCUCCAUGGACUGACUGCUGUUGAGGAAAGACAAGCCUGCCCAAGUGAUUGUUUUGCUUUUUUUUCCUUUGGGAGGAACACAAAUUAUAUUUAUUUGUGAUAUUCUGGAGGAUCUGUUUGGUGGAUAACCUUUUUUGGUGGGGAGGAAAACAUGACGUCGCCAGCUAAAUUAAAAAAGGAUAAGGAGAUCAUAGCUGAAUAUGACACUCAAGUCAAAGAGAUUCGAGCCCAGCUUAUUGAACAACUGAAAUGUCUUGAUCAGCAAUGUGAACUUAGAGUCCAGCUGCUCCAGGACUUGCAGGAUUUUUUUCGCAAGAAAGCUGAAAUUGAAAUGGAUUACUCCAGGAACUUGGAGAAGCUGGCUGAACGAUUUCUGGCAAAAACAAGGAGCACCAAAGACCAGCAAUUCAAGAAGGACCAGAAUGUUCUUUCUCCUGUCAAUUGCUGGAAUCUCCUCUUAAACCAGGUGAAGAGAGAGAGCAGGGACCACACUACUUUGAGUGACAUCUAUCUGAACAACAUAAUCCCUCGGUUUGUUCAAGUCAGUGAAGACUCUGGACGACUUUUCAAAAAGAGUAAAGAAGUUGGGCAGCAGCUCCAAGAAGACCUGAUGAAAGUCCUGAAUGAGCUCUACACGGUAAUGAAGACCUACCACAUGUACAAUGCUGACAGCAUCAGUGCUCAAAGCAAGCUGAAAGAGGCAGAGAAGCAGGAAGAAAAACAGAUCGGUAAGUCUGUGAAGCAAGAGGAAAAGCAAACUCCACGCUCCCCUGAUUCAGCCUCCAGUGUCAAGUUUGAAGAAAAGCAUGUCCGUCGGAGCUCAGUCAAGAAGAUUGAGAAGAUGAAAGAGAAGCGCCAAGCAAAAUACACAGAAAAUAAACUGAAGGCUAUUAAGGCAAGAAAUGAAUAUCUGCUGGCUCUGGAAGCCACCAAUGCGUCUGUAUUCAAGUAUUAUAUCCAUGACCUGUCUGAUCUCAUUGAUCAGUGCUGUGACCUAGGAUAUCAUGCCAGCCUUGGUAGGGCACUUAGGACAUUCCUAUCAGCAGAGCUGAAUCUAGAACAAUCAAAGCACGAGGGCCUGGAUGCCAUUGAGAAUGCCGUGGAAAACUUGGAUGCCAACAGUGACAAGCAGCGCCUGAUGGAGAUGUGUAACAGUGUCUUCUGCCCACCCAUGAAGUUUGAGUUUCAGCCCCACAUGGGUGACAUGGUAUUUCAGCUAUGUGCCCAGCAACCAGUGCAGAGUGAGUUGGUACAAAGAUGUCAGCAGCUGCAGUCUAGGCUAUCCACUCUGAAGAUUGAAAAUGAAGAGGUUAAAAAAACAAUGGAAGCCACACUGCAGACUAUUCAGGAUAUUGUCACGAUUGAAGAUUUUGAUGUAUCUGAUUGCUUCCAGUAUAGCAAUUCUAUGGAGUCUGUAAAAUCAACAGUUUCUGAAACCUUCAUGAGCAAGCCAAGCAUUGCCAAGAGACGGGCCAAUCAACAGGAGACUGAACAGUUCUACUUCACAAAAUUGAAGGAAUAUCUGGAAGGGAGGAAUCUCAUCACCAAGCUCCAGGCCAAGCAUGACCUCCUCCAGAAGACUCUGGGAGAAAGUCAAAGGACUGACUGCUCUCUUGCGAGCAGACGCAGUUCUACCAUAAGAAAGCAGGAUUCCAGCCAAGCAAUUCCUUUGAUAGUAGAGAGCUGUAUACGAUUCAUUAGCAGACAUGGACUCCAGCAUGAAGGAAUAUUCAGGGUAUCUGGAUCUCAGGUUGAGGUGAAUGAUAUAAAAAAUGCAUUCGAGAGAGGGGAGGAUCCGCUGGCUGGAGACCAAAACGACCAUGAUAUGGACUCAAUAGCGGGAGUUCUAAAGCUCUAUUUUCGUGGGCUAGAACAUCCCCUCUUUCCCAAGGAAAUCUUUCACGACCUGAUUGCCUGUGUCACAAUGGACAAUCUGCAAGAGAAAGCUCUGCACAUCCGAAAAGUCCUGCUGACAUUGCCUAAAACCACGUUGAUUGUAAUGAGAUACCUCUUUGCAUUCCUCAGCCAUUUAUCUCAGUUCAGUGAAGAGAACAUGAUGGACCCCUAUAAUUUAGCCAUCUGCUUUGGACCCACACUGAUGUCAGUGCCUGAAGGCCAUGAUCAGGUCUCCUGCCAAGCUCAUGUUAAUGAGCUCAUCAAAACUAUAAUCAUACAACAUGAGAAUGUCUUCCCAGGACCAAGAGAGCUGGAGGGACCUGUGUACACCAGGGGUGGAAGCACUGAGGAUUACUGUGAAAGCCCCCAUGGAGAAACAGCCUCCACAGAAGACGCCACUCAGGAUAUCACUAUUGAACACCAUACCAGUGAUGAUGAAUGUGAACCCAUUGAAGCAAUAGCCAAAUUUGACUACACGGGCAGGACAGCACGCGAGCUGUCCUUUAAAAAGGGGGCUUCACUCCUGCUUUAUCAUCGGGCCUCUGACGACUGGUGGGAAGGCCGUCACAACGGCAUUGAUGGUUUGAUCCCCCAUCAGUACAUUGUUGUCCAGGACACUGAGGAUGGGAUGUCUGAAAGAUCAAGCCCAAAAUCUGAAGUAGAACUAAAUUCUGAGCCACCUGAAGAAAAAGUGACAGCCAGAGCUGGUUCGAAUUGUCCAAGUGGCAGCCAUGUUGCUGACAUUUAUCUUGCAAAUAUCAAUAAACAAAGAAAGAAGCCUGAGUCCGGGAGUAUACGAAGAGCAUUCCGUCAGAGUGACAGCCAUGGAUUACCCAGCUCACUGGGUGACCCCACACCAUCUGGAGCUAUAGCCAGUCCUCGUCCUUCUUCACAACCCAUUAUGAGCCAAAGUCUCCCAAAGGACGUACCAGUGCCAGAUGCAUGCUCUAUCAGUGGCCAUGGGAGCCUCAAUUCUCUUAGUCGGCAUGCCUCUCUGAAGAACAGAAUAGAUAGCCCCCAUAUCCGGAAGAAUGUGACUGCAGGAAGGUCAAAGAGCUUUAAUAACCAUCGACCCAUGGAUCCUGAAGUCAUUGCACAGGAUAUUGAAGCUACUAUGAAUUCUGCUCUGAAUGAGUUGCGGGAGCUGGAAAGGCAAAGCAAUGUGAAACACACACCAGAUGUUGUUCUUGAUACGUUGGAGCCAUUAAAAAUGUCCCCUGUUGUAGCACCCACCUCUGAGCCUUCCAGCCCUUUGCAUACUCAGAUCCUCAAGGACCCUGAACCAGCUUUUCAGCGGAGUGCCAGCACGGCAAGCGACAUUCCCUGUGCCUUCAGGCCAGCAAAAUCUGUCAAAAUGGCUGCCCAGGUCAAACCUCCAGCCACCAGGCCAAAGCCAGCAGUUUUCCCCAAAACAAACUCCUCAAGCGCUGCAGUUGCCUCAGCUUCUCAACAGUCUACUGACAAGUCCUGUACUGUCUGAAAUUGAAAAGCCUACUGUGAAUACAGCAUUUUUGUUUCAGCUUAGGGAACUCUGUUAAGGAGACCUUACAAUUUCUAUUUAAUUAGAAUUGAACUUCAACUGAAGAUUAGUUCAUAAGUUACUGGUGCCAGGGACGUUCCCACCAAGAAAGAUCCAGCUAAUUAAGCCUCACUUUAUACCACCAUUGGCAUUUACUAGGGUGUCAAAAGUCUGUGUAGCCUGAGACGUAGAAAGCCCGAGACACUGUGAAAUCAGUGAGGGAAAGGCACAAUUAAUUAGCUUAUUAUUGGUAAUUAAUGCCUUGUUCAAGUGUGUGGUCACUGAAGAUUUCUCUCUGAGAUUUCUCUCAGUGACCACAUGACUUGGGAAUUAGUAGAAAGGACUUUCUUGUUUCAACCACUACAGGGAAAACAAUACUGUGUUUGUUAUCCAUGGAUGCUUUUGUUGCCACUGGCUAAGUGGGUUUUGGGCAAGCCUAGGGCUUAUUUUUGCGCAUGACUACAGUGCUCAACAGUGCUACAAGAUGUAUUAACUUUCCAUUCUCUCCCAUCUCUUUUCAGGCAUACACAUUCUCAGACACUAGGUUCAGGGUUUUCAGUCCUAGGCUGAAAACCAUCAUGAAAUGUGCUGUGCAAGCAUAGUCCUUGGCUGAUUGAGGCAUGUCUGUAUGCACACAUGUAUGUUCAUUUAAAGUUAAACUAAUCUUAUGGGGGAGAGAAAAAGCAUGAGAUCUUGCAUGCUUAAAACACUUCCUAUUUAUAUCUUUCCAUGGUGCUUCCAGAGCAUAAGGGAACCUGAAUAGUUCAGAAUGAGAUUCCAAUAAAAUAGCCUUUUUUCAUGGGGACCCAGCAGGCAAACUGGAAAGAUAAGUUAAACUUUUAAAACAAGCUAUUGGAGUUCAUUUUCUGUUUCUCUUUUGUCCUCUCUGUUCUCCCCAUCCUUCUUUGUGGUUCUGUCUGCUAUGAGUUUGAGGUAUAACUGGCAGCCUAAAUUUAAGAAAAUCAAAGCUGCCUUGAGACAUAGAUACUUGUCCAGUAUGCACCAUAUUUCUGGGAUAGAUUACCCUUUCUUCAAGUAUUCCACAGACGAUCCAGCGAAUCAGCUUAGUAUCUGAUAUUUUCUAUGGUGGAUUAUAGUGGUUCCAAAUUCCAACAAAUUACAUAGACUCUUGUUUGCAUUUAUUGAAAAAUAAAUUCCCAUUCAAGAAAAUAACCAUCCUAAAAAGAAAAGAAAAUGCACAUUGAAAAGCAUCAGGGUGAGUUUCUCUGCUGAUUUAUUUUCUCCAACCAAAGGGAUUCUGAAUUAAAAUGCAUUUCAUCCCACUUCUCCGAUAGUCAGCUGAUGCUGAGAAAGAACUGAAAUGUUUUUCUUUUAUGCUGUAGGUUUGAACUGCAAUCUGUUUUUCUUAUGAUUAUAGUUAGAGAUUUUUUUAAAAAAAUUAUGUGAACAAACUUGACAGUAUUUUUUUUUCAGACCAGGGUUGUAAUUUAAACUGCCCUUUUCUUUUGAUCUUUCUUUUUUUUUUCAAAUGCUUGGAUUUUUAAUUGCGUGUAAAAGGCUUGACAAUCUCAGUGAUAAAAUGAAACCAUGUGGAUUUGGAGGACCAUUUUCUCCCUGUUUGUGUGUGCACAUUUCCUCCUCAUCUUGAAUUUUUAGACUUGAGCACUGCAGUCUGAUAAUUAACUCUCAGGAUUGGUCGGAAUUCCUUUCUUCCUUCCUAUUACGUUUCACUGAGGCAAAGCUACUGGAUAUUUUAGAGUACUUUACUUUUUUAAAGAUUACACUAUUGCUGCCAAUUUUUAAGCCAGAGGUAGGUUUUUUCCGCAUGGUAACCAGAGGGAGGAUCAACACUAUGUCUCUUCUAGAGCACUGAUACUAGCAAGCCCUAAAGCCUACUGAAUGUGUCCCAUUAAGAGCACACCAGGUGCCUUAGCACAUGGCAUGAAUAGGCAUAUAUCUUUAUGCUAGGUGAUGAGCAACCCAGUUCACCAAAAUAACUCAAGUGAACAACACUUUAUUUUACCUAGGUUUAUACCAUGCUUUGCACCCCUGGAAAGCUUCCAGUUACCUAACAGGGGUGUGUGUGGGUGUGUAUUAAGAGUAUUUUGUUAUGCAGGUAGUAGCUGGCAAUUUUGUCUUAACUGUCCUUUUUGGGUAUGUUCUCUCUCUCUCUCAACACUGGGCAGAAUUCUCACCUUACAUACAGAUUAUCAUGUCCUCAACUCAAUUUAAGUGUACGCUGAGAUCUAUAUUGCAAAUAUACAAAUACUUAAAUCACCUAUUUUAAAAUCUCUAGGUGACAUGGAAACAGUUCCUGCUGCACAUAAUAGUGCCCUUCUACUACUCAAAAGGAAAGUGCUUCCCCAGAUAGGUGAUGAGCAAAGUACUGCAGAGAGAGAGAGAAUAAAAUUGGGCAACAUUGACAUGACAAACUUUCACUGAUUGUAUGUUAGUUAAUAGUCAUAGAUUUCUAUCAUUCUACUUUGGUGAGACUUAAAGUAUACCUAGAAGUUCCUACUUCUACUUCUCUCACACACAGAAGGACUUAGGGUGUCAGUGUUCAUGGGAUAGAAGGGAAGACUUCUUAAAAGCAAUUAGCACAAUUCUCACCCCUUGGUGCUAAUGGCCAGAAAGGAUUAGGAUGGCACAUUAAUGUCCCUCUUCUCAGUAACCAGCAACAUAUAGGAGCGACUUGUAUCUGGAAGGCAAAAUCCUGGUCUUUUACCAACGAGCAGAUGGAGUGCAGAACUUUCAAUUUAUUUUUCUUGGCAGCUACUAUGAACAAAGCCAUGCCAUAAGCAACAUAAUCUAAAUUGGACAGUAAUAGAGAAGCUUUAUGAAUAGGGGACCAGUUAAUAACCCUUUUUAGCUACUGUAAUAAAUCUCUCUGUGUAACAUGUAACAAAUCAUAUUCUCACUAUAAGACGUUCACAAAUGCAUCAUAUUUACCAUAUUUUCUAGCUACAUUCAGUUAAAAUUAGGAAACAAGUCUCAUCAAACUUAGCAGGAUUUCCUGCCAAGUAAACAUAGGAUUGUCCAGUUUUUGCAACAUAGAGUUGCCCAUAAAAUGUUAUUUAUGGAACUGGAAUCCUGUUCAUAGUUACGUGCUUUUUUGGUUAAAAUCUACCUGUAUUUUAAAGCCAAAUGUUGAUAACUGGAACCAUGUUUGUUUUUUUUAAAAAUAGUGUUGUAAGAAAGUAUCACUUGACAAAUGUAUGAAGGUAAUCUAAGCAGAUAUUUGAGAGGGAAAGAAAGGCAGUUAGCUGUUAGUUUUCUGAGCUUCUGAACAUGCAAUUCAAUUACUAACAUGUCAGAACAUUGUAUUAUGAGCGACACUAAAAUAAUAUUCCUUUUGCCACUGGUGGAGUGGAAGAAGACUGGAAAAUACAGAAUGGUACUGUGAGCAUGAAAAGUCAUAGUUUUUCUUACUACUAUACAGUUCCUCAUUUGAAUAUUAUUCUGUUGAGAUGACAGGCUUCCCCUAACAGGGAGACCAAAGCAGAUAAAAGCAGGAACAUUCCCAGCUUUGACCCUUCCUUCAACAGUAGGCAACUUAUAAUGAGCCCCUAGACCAGUGUUUCUCAGCCUUGGCCACUUGAAGAUGUGCAGACUUCAACUCCCAAAAUUCCCUAGCCAGCCAUGCUGGGAGGGGAAUUCUGGGAGUUGAAGUCCACAUAUCUUAAAGUGGCCAAGGUUGAGAAACACUGCCCUAGAAUAACUGUUGACUAGUUGAAAGCCUGAUUUUUUUCCUAUGGGAUCAUGGCUGCACACCAGAUUCAGUGCUGCAGAAACAAAUCUGUCUAUUUGAAACUCUUCUAGCUUGAGAGUUAUUUCACUGCAACUGAUCUUAAUCUUUCCUUGUCCCAGCUGGCAGUGAUUAUCUUCUUCAGGCUAAUCAGAAUAUGGUGGAAGACAGCCAAGCCCUCUCCUUAAUUACCAUCAUCCUUCCUCCUCUGCUGACUAUCUGAAAGAGAGAGUGGAGGAAAGAUUGGUACAUGCCCUUGAAUGCUCUGUUUUAUUCCCCUUUUGGCAUAUACCAUAAAGACAAGGUUCUAGUUUUAUGUUUGUUUUGUUUUGGAGGAUCUCUCCAGCUUUCUGGAUAGUUUCAAGAGAAGAGGUUGAUUGCUGGGGCCUGACAAUAACUUAAAAAACUGAGUAAACCAUGAAGCCACCAGUUUCCAAGUUCUGAUUAUGUUCUUUGACCCUGAUGCCAGAAAGCACUUUUGAGCAUGAUGGAUGUAAGCAAUCUCCUUAAUAGCCAGUUCGCAGAUUUUCUAGGCCACAGCCCAAAAAGGAUUAAAAACUUUUCCAGGCUAAACAUUGAUUUCCACUGAACCUUUUCUAGAAAGAAAUGUAGAGGUUACUUAAGAUGGCUUUCAGUAACUACAGAACUUUAAUGAAAAAGUUUCUUAAGCAGGAAGAAAAGGGAGAAGCUAGUUGUCCUAUAAGCCUCCAGUCAGAUUUGCAACCUACAAAAUAUCAAGGGGUGGCCUUAGGCUGUAAUUUCUCAAAGAGGCAAUGCAUUUGGGGAGUUAUUUUAAUAAAUGUUGACAUGAACAUGGUGCUGAAUAAUCUCCCACAACUAAAUAAGUGAAUACUAAUACAUUUUAUUCACAGCAAUCAUUCUACAUUGCUCACAGCUUUACAGAUAGCUCUCAGAAAUGUUUCUAACCUCAGCCAAUCUGAAAUGAUGCUCAGACUGCACAAGGCAUGGAGAAGUAGCCUACUUUUUCUCUGCUGUGUAGCACACAAAUAACUAUGCAUGAGCAGUAGCUGCUUUUAAAGAUGUUAACAACUCUUCCAAUUCACCUGCUUAAAUGGAAAGGAGAAAAUAUUUAAUCAGUGUUUCCAUCUUAGGUGAUCAUGCAAGCAUGGGGUGGAAAAAUAUUUAAACUUUUGAGAUAGUUUUUUAAAACAACAUUGCCAGAACAGACUGUAUAUUUAAAAAUAUAUAUAUCUAUAUAACUUCUAGGCCAUUUUUGCUUCUAACAAGUGAAAUGAAAAUUACCUUCAUUACUGUAGCAGCAUUCUAAUAAUUUUCUGAAGGACUUUUGCUGCUCAGUCACUCUGUCUCUGGAAGUAGGAGGCAGUAAUCUGCCCAAGCAGAGCUUCAUGGUCUGGGCUCUGUGAGUGCCAAACUGCUAGAGCAAUAUACUUAAAAUGCAACAGGCGAUGGAAAAGACAAGACUGAAAUCCGUGUAGCCAAAACCCAGCAAAUGCCGAAGCAUAUGUAUUUGAAAAAGAAUGGCAGCAAUGUCUUUAUUCUACUGUACGUAACACAGUUCAGUUGCACAGUAAAGCAAUUUUCAGUUUUUGUGUUAAAAUCUAAUCCUGUGAAGUCAGGUUUGAGUCCAUUCAUGCAUUUUUUAAUUAAUUGCAGCUGUAAUGGGUUUGGAAUGAAAUGUUUUUGUUUUAAAAGCAAUUUUCAAUUGUUCUUUAUUUUCUACACCAGUCUCUACAUAUGGUGUAUAUUCCUGUCAGAUCAGAAAGCAAAACAAGAAACCUGUACUUUGUAUAUACUAUUAUGUACAAUAUUGGAGGUACAUCUCUUCUUUCUUUGGUACAGUAUUAGAGGAGUUAAUGUGUUGGAACUGUUAAAUCCUUCCUGAAGGAAGACAAAUAUUUGUUGUCAUUAGCAAUAGUUUUGGAGAAAUAAAUGUUUGGGUAUGGUGGAAGUGCUGGCCUACAGAUAAACUGUGUGAUGUCUAAUUUCUGCAAAAGAUACCGAGAGUAAGCUGUGUGUCGGUAAGAGUUGCCACUAUAUUCUAAGUAGGUCCCUGCAAACUGUGCCGAAUCUGCCAUUUUUUAUCUUGGAAAUAAAAUGUUGUAAGCACAGAGAUUUCUGUUUUGAAAUCUGUAUUACUGGAAAUAUGAGCAAUUUGUAAAAC
Messenger RNA from Candoia aspera, 9702 nucleotides. RefSeq names its product SLIT-ROBO Rho GTPase activating protein 2 (gene SRGAP2). Bases 590 to 3814 code for a protein of 1074 amino acids. Gene Ontology annotation, molecular function: protein binding. The transcript is spliced from 23 exons. NCBI's taxonomy places the organism in Eukaryota, Metazoa, Chordata, Lepidosauria, Squamata, Candoiidae. Gene Ontology annotation, biological process: signal transduction; negative regulation of cell migration. The record is from RefSeq and is a predicted model, not a curated record. Gene Ontology annotation, cellular component: cytoplasm.